AUGCCACUUAGAAGCCAGAAUGAUGAGACUUCAUCUCUCAUACUUCAGAAGAGCCACCAGAAGGUAUUGAGCAUUUCAUAUGCAAGCUUAUCUUUUCCACAGAUGAAUUAUCAAGAAAAACUACCAGAAGAAAAUCUCACCAAAUUGACAGAAUUUGUUCUCUUGGAUUUUGCUGAUUUACCCCAUCUACAGUGGUUUCUGUUUGGAUUCUUUCUAAUCCUCUACAUUAUUAUCCUUUUGAGCAAUGGCACCAUAUUUCUAAUAACUAAAUUGGACCCUGCUCUUCAGAGCCCCAUGUACUUUUUUCUGGCAAUUUUUUCCUUUUUGGAAAUCUGCUAUGUAUCAGCGACUAUUCCCAGAAUGCUGAAGAAUCUUGGGACUCAGAGAAGAAGCAUUUCCGUAGUUGCUUGUGCAACACAGAUGUGCUUUGUUCUUAUGUUUGGAGCCACAGAGUGUUUGCUCCUGACAGUGAUGGCCUAUGACCGCUAUGUGGCCAUUUGUAAUCCACUGCACUAUCCUCUAGUCAUGAACCAUAGGUUCUGCAUCCAGUUGGUGACUAGCUGUUGGGUCGCUGGCAUACCAGUUCAGAUUGGACAGACAUAUCAGAUUUUCUCUCUGACUUUCUGUGGCCCUAACAAGAUCAACCACUUCUUUUGUGACAUUCCCCCAAUACUCAAGCUGGCCUGUGGGGACACUUCUGUCAAUGAGAUAUUCAUCUACAUAGAUGCCGUGUUGUUUGUCACAGGUCCUUUUCUGUUGAUACUUGGCUCGUACUGUAAAAUCAUCUCCACCAUCCUGAAGCUGCCAUCAGCCACAAGUCGGACCAAAGCCUUCUCCACUUGCUCAUCUCAUCUUAUGGUUGUGGUGUUAUUCUUUGGAUCUGGUACUAUUACUUACCUAAGACCCAAGAGUAGUCAAUCAGAGGGAAAUGACAAGGUACUUUCACUUUUCUACACUAUCUUCACCCCUAUGUUAAAUCCCAUGAUAUAUAGUCUAAGAAACAAGGAUGUCAUAAUGGCAUUGAGAAAAUUGCUAUGGAAAUGA
Molecule: messenger RNA, 1044 nt
Organism: Chrysochloris asiatica (Cape golden mole)
Lineage: Eukaryota; Metazoa; Chordata; Mammalia; Afrosoricida; Chrysochloridae
Product: olfactory receptor 10AG1-like
Exons: 2
Coding region: 1-1044 (347 amino acids)
Biological process (GO): G protein-coupled receptor signaling pathway
Cellular component (GO): membrane
Molecular function (GO): olfactory receptor activity; G protein-coupled receptor activity
Source: RefSeq, a predicted model, not a curated record